Molecule: messenger RNA, 1668 nt
Organism: Recurvomyces mirabilis
Lineage: Eukaryota; Fungi; Ascomycota; Dothideomycetes; Mycosphaerellales; Teratosphaeriaceae
Exons: 4
Coding region: 1-1668 (555 amino acids)
Biological process (GO): glycosaminoglycan biosynthetic process
Cellular component (GO): nucleus
Molecular function (GO): UDP-glucose 6-dehydrogenase activity; NAD binding
Source: RefSeq, a predicted model, not a curated record
AUGCAACGCGCACGAGAGCCUGUGAGGAGUAUCUGCUGCAUCGGUGCAGGCUACGUGGGUGGACCGACGUGUGCAGUAAUAGCUUGCCAGAACCCGAAGAUUCAAGUCACAGUGGUCGACCUUGACCAGGCAAGGAUCGAUGCAUGGAAGUCCGACCAUCUUCCAAUAUUUGAGCCUGGUUUGCGAGACGUAGUGCAGUUCGCACGAGAUGAGCAGUACAGUGGCCAUGAAACACGUCCUCCGAAUCUCUUCUUCUCGACCGACAUUGACAGCGCCAUUGUAUCCGCAGACCUCAUCUUCAUCGCAGUCAACACGCCAACGAAGUUGGUAGGACAGGGUGCUGGCAGUGCAUCCGAUCUCGCAUAUGUCGAGGCUGCUGCUCGCCGCAUCGCUGAAGUGUCGACCUCGGACAAGAUUGUUGCACAGAAGUCGACUGUGCCAUGUGGUACGGCGCACACAUUGCGACACAUAUUCGCAUCUGUCGCCCAGAACUCUGACGUCAACUUCGAGAUUCUGUCCAACCCGGAGUUCCUGGCUGAAGGCACCGCCAUACGGGAUCUGCUCAGUCCAGAUCGUAUCUUGAUUGGCUCGAACACCGACAGGCGUGCUCUGCAGGCCGCCGAAAGACUUGCGGACGUAUACGCUGCAUGGGUACCGCGAGAGCGGAUUUUGACAGUCAAUUGCUGGUCCUCCGAACUGUCGAAGCUUGCGGCCAACUGCAUGUUAGCACAACGUAUUAGCAGCAUUAACUCCUUGAGUGCCAUAUGCGAGGUCACUGGCGCAGAUGUUGACGAGGUCGCACAAGCAGUUGGCCAGGACACCAGAAUAGGAUCGAAGAUGCUGAAAGCUUCUGCAGGAUUCGGAGGCUCCUGCUUCAAGAAGGACGUACUCUGUCUGGUCUAUAUUGCAGAAAGUUACAAUCUCCACGAGGUCGCUUUGUACUGGAGACGAAUUGUCGACAUCAACGAAUACUCAAAAGCUCGUUUCGCAAAGUGGAUCAUCCAAAGUCUGCACAACACCUUGGAUCGCAAGAAGAUUGCCAUAUUGGGAUGGGCAUAUAAGAAGGACACUGGAGACACUCGCGAGAGUGCCGCUAUCAACGUGGCUGGCCAGCUGAUUGCAGAGAAUGCGCAUGUCGCCGUGUAUGAUCCAGAAGUCCGUCCGGACCAGAUCAUCAGUGAUCUCACACAACACCACAACACAGAUGCAUUGGCGAAGAAAGUGUCCAUCCACAAAAACCCGUAUUCAGCGUGUGAAGGCGCGUCUGCCGUGGUCAUUUUGACGGAGUGGGACGAGUUCAAGACAGAUGGACUUCCAAGUGCUGUAGCAAAUGUGCUCGAUAAGGAAGUUCUAGAGGUUCCGCUGGUAUCCGUACCACGUCGUACGUCCGAAGAUUCCAGAGGAUCAAGUGAGCGUAGCUGGGUAAGGGACGACUAUUCACGCGAUGAGCGCAGUGCAGAGAAUCUGGCCGAAAGCCCGGUAUUUGAGCCAAAAACAAUACCACUACGGCUUUGCAAGAAGGGAAUCGACUGGCCACGUAUAGCGAAUUGUAUGCAACGGCCAAGGCUUCUGUUCGAUGGCAGGAAUGUUGUCGACCCAGCAAAGCUGAUGGCACUUGGUUUCCAAGUCCACUGCAUUGGCAAGUCUAGAAGUGCCUCGAAUUUUUGA